Molecule: messenger RNA, 981 nt
Organism: Saccharomyces eubayanus
Lineage: Eukaryota; Fungi; Ascomycota; Saccharomycetes; Saccharomycetales; Saccharomycetaceae
Gene: MRX21
Product: Mrx21p
Exons: 1
Coding region: 1-981 (326 amino acids)
Biological process (GO): transmembrane transport
Source: RefSeq, a predicted model, not a curated record
AUGUCGGAAGUACUGGCCGUCUUCGAACAGCCGAACUCAAUUAAGAAUUUUCUCAAGAGAGAUUCAAAUAUUGCAUUUCUAGCUGGUGGUGUGGCUGGUGCAGUUUCCCGAACCGUUGUUUCGCCUUUUGAAAGGGUAAAAAUAUUGUUGCAAGUUCAGAGCUCCACGAAUUCGUAUAAUCAAGGUAUAUUCCAGUCCAUACGACAAGUUUAUCGUGAAGAGGGAACUAAAGGUCUUUUCAGAGGAAACGGUUUGAAUUGUAUAAGAAUCUUUCCUUAUAGUGCAGUCCAAUUUGUAGUUUAUGAGGCCUGUAAAAAGAAACUGUUUCAUGUAGAUGGUUAUGAUAGACAAGAACAACUCACAAAUACUCAGAGACUAUUUAGUGGUGCAUUAUGUGGUGGUUGUAGUGUGGUAGCCACUUAUCCGUUGGACUUGAUCAAAACAAGACUAACAAUCCAAACAGCAAAUUUAAGUACUCUGAACCGGUCGAAGGCAAAGAACAUAGCAAAGCCUCCAGGGAUUUGGAAAUUGCUGACCGAAGCUUAUAAAUCAGAAGGCGGCCUCAAGGGAUUAUAUAGGGGUGUCUGGCCAACAAGUCUUGGAGUUGUUCCAUAUGUGGCCUUAAACUUUGCAGUUUAUGAACAGUUAAGAGAAAUAGGUAUCGAUAGUUCAGACUCACGACCUCCCUGGAAGAGUAACCUUUACAAACUAACAAUGGGUGCCGUAAGUGGCGGUGUUGCGCAAACAAUGACUUACCCUUUUGAUCUGCUGAGAAGACGAUUCCAAGUUCUUKCGAUGGGUGGAAAUGAACUGGGAUUCAAAUAUUCGAGUGUCUGGGAUGCGCUGGUGACAAUUGGUAAAACAGAAGGUUUUAGUGGUUACUACAAGGGUCUUACUGCAAAUCUUUUCAAAGUUGUCCCUUCCACUGCUGUAAGUUGGCUAGUUUACGAAAUUGUGUGUGACUCGAUGAGAAAUUGGUAA